Drosophila kikkawai is the source of this 848-nucleotide messenger RNA. RefSeq lists its product as uncharacterized. Lineage: Eukaryota; Metazoa; Arthropoda; Insecta; Diptera; Drosophilidae. The record is from RefSeq and is a predicted model, not a curated record.
UUUCAGUUCGCUGACGGAGCACGGAGCAGGGAGCAAAUAAAUUUAUUAACGAGCACAGCUUAUGGCCAAAUGAUGAAACCCGAAACAGUGCAGGAAUAACAGCGUUUACUAGCAAAUUGCAAUAAGGAGAAAGCGGAGGACCGUGAGGGAGCGAGCCACAAUAAAUACCCUGCCAGCCGUUCGUGAUGAAAUUAUUUAUGAAAAAUAAAUGGAAUAUUCCUCUUCUGCUGCUGUGGCUGCUGCAGGGAGGGGUAUCGGUAUCUGCCUCCUCCGACCCCGACACAACCACGACUGCAACAUGCAGACAUGCCACGGACAUGUGGGGAGAUCCGGACCCCAACAUAUUCUACGUGUGCUCCGAUGCUGGCCAACCGCUGCAGCUCCGAUGUCCGGCGGGCCGGGGAUUUUUCAGCGGUCUCGGCCACGUCGGCUGCCUGCCCUUUGCCCAAUGGCCGGCCUGCCUGCCUGCCCCGGAGGAGCAGGUUGUUGUCGGUUCGUCCUCAGAUGGCUGUGACAGCGGCGAACACCUGCUGUCGCCCUGGGCCUCCCCGGAUCCCAAUCAGUUCUACCUCUGCCCGGGUCCAUCGGCCACACCUCUGCUACUCACGUGCGCCGCUGGCAAAGGAUUCCUGGCCACCGAGGAGGCGGUGGGCUGUGCGGAUUGGUCGCUGUGGCGUCGCCAGAUGGAUUGCGAGGCAUACUACUGAUUGCCAGUGAAAAGCGUCAUUCCGUGUAUGAUAAAAAGAGCCAAUAAUCAGCGUUAUUGGAUGCCGCAUCUGGUGUGUCUACCCCAGUCUCGUCUCGAAUCUUAUUUAAUUUAUGAGGUAAACCUGCUGCGCCAUCUCAUU